AUGUCCUCCGAUCUGCUCAACGUCGUCAUCGUCGGCGCGGCUUCGGCAGGCGUGAAUGUCGCCACGAACCUCGCAAAGUCUCUCCCUUCCACCCACCGCGUCGUUCUCAUCGAAGCCAACCCCGUCGCUUACUGGAGUAUCGGAGCACUACGAGCUUCCGUCUUGCCCGGAUUUGAGACCAAGGUGGUCCACGACCUCACUGCUGAAACCGUCUUUGGCUCCACGGAUAGCCGUCACAUCGUGCUCGCUGGAACACGUGUCGUCGAUCUCCAGUCGGAUCACAUCGUCGUCGACAAAGACGUCGCCGCUUCCAUGCCGGGAUCCACGGUGCAAGAGGGAAAGACGUCAAUCCCAGUGGAGCGAGUAGUGCUAGCUAUUGGAGCGGACUACGGCUUCCCCGCACGAAUCUCUCCUUCGGCAAAGACGAAGGAGGACAUUUUGGAUCAGUUCAGAAGCAUGCAGAAGCACGUUGCUGAGGCCAAGGAGAUUCUGGUGGUGGGAGGUGGACCGACUGGUGUCGAAUUUGCGGGAGAGGUGUUGGACGUUCACCGGGGCAAAAAGGUGACGUUGAUCACUCGCGGGUCUGGCCUCGUCACCAACGGCAAAGACAACUACUCCGGGUUGAGUGCCAAGCUCAUCUCCCAGCUCGAGUCCAAGGGAGUCCGUGUGAUCCUCAACGACUCGAUCGAUCUCAACGGCCAAACCACCGGACCCUUGUCCUCGACCCAGACCUUCAAGACCGAAAAGGGAGAACAACUCACCGCCGACUUCCUGCUCGUCGGAUCCGGCGGCAAACCUCACACCCAAUGGAUCAGCAACAUCGACCCGGACAUCCUCGACUCUUCCGCUCGCAUCAAGGUCUCCUCCACCUUUUCCAUCGAGAGCUCUUCUCCAAGGUGGUCCAAGUACUACGCCGUCGGUGACGCAGCAAGCACUCCCGGGCCCAAAGUCUCCUACAUGGCCAGUCAGCACGCUCCGCAGGUGGCGCACAACGUCGUGUGCGAUGUCAAGGGCGAGAAGCAGAAGAUGAAGGUGGCGAGCCCUCCAUCGGGCGACAUCAUCAUGGUGCCGGUGGGCAAGAGUGGUGGUGCGGGUUAUCUGAUGUUCUUCUCGGUGGGUGGGUGGCCGACGAGCUUGAUCAAGGGAAAGUCGUUGUUCGUGUCGAUGUUCGAGGGUUGGUUCCGCAAGUGA
Messenger RNA from Pseudozyma hubeiensis SY62, 1191 nucleotides. RefSeq lists its product as hypothetical. The coding region runs from base 1 to 1191 and encodes 396 amino acids. The transcript has a single exon. Gene Ontology annotation, molecular function: flavin adenine dinucleotide binding; electron-transferring-flavoprotein dehydrogenase activity. The record is from RefSeq and is a predicted model, not a curated record. NCBI's taxonomy places the organism in Eukaryota, Fungi, Basidiomycota, Ustilaginomycetes, Ustilaginales, Ustilaginaceae. Gene Ontology annotation, cellular component: cytoplasm.